GUCACAGACGUAUUUCCGGUAGAGGUCAUUGAGCGCUCCGUUGCUAAUGUGAGAAAAUUAAUCCUGAAAUGGUUUCAUAACUAAAGGAAGAAGGAUCGAUGUGGCUCCUUAGAAGAUUCCUGUCGCCGGUGGUUAGAAGAGGUCGCCAUGCCGGGCGGCUGGGCUUCCUCCUCCAGCUGCGCUACGGUUCCCGUCCGGCCGACCUGGAGCUGCGUUACCUUCAGUGCACCUGCUGCUGGAGGAGCAGGGUUCCCGUGGCCGGCUUCGAGACCUUGAACGCCUCGCUCACCUCCCCGUCUGAAGCCCGUAAGGAGGAAGACGGCGGGAGUACGCUGGACGCCUGCUACACCUCGGAACAGCGGGACGCCAUCCUGCAGCUCCUCAACAACGCCACCUCGGCGGAGCUGGCCGGGGUCAAGCUGCUGAGAGGCCGCAAGUCACUGAGCAUCGUGGAGUACAGGACCAAACACGGACCUUUCCGAACUCUGGAGAGCGUGGUCAACGUUCCGCUGCUGAAGCACAAGAGCGCCGUCACCGUGUUUAACGCCAUCCUGAACCCGGUGAGGAAGGAGAAGAAGGUCAGGGUCCAGCUGGCCAAGUUCAUCCGGCCGGAGGUCGACCGGUCCUGGUUGGAGGCGGCGGCGUCCGUCGUCUCAAUCGUAUGUGGGACCAAUAAGAUCGCCUGGGCCCAUGUGGACCGUGGGAUGAACGUCCUAGAAUGGCAGCAGAUGGACUGUCCUCAUUUCUUCAAAGGAUCCUACAUGGCUUCUUCAUACCUGAGUGACGUGUCCUCGGUGGUGUCGGCCCUCCCAUCAGCAGAUUUCUACCUGAUAGAGAAGCCGUCCAUCUCUGUGCAGAACACAGCUCUGUUUCCUGUCAUGGCUCACAUGAGGACAGUGGAGGCCAUGCUGUUCGCUCUGCUGGAGCCCAGAGUCUCCCCACCGGAGCCCAAUAUUCCUCCCAGGUCAGAAAACUGCCUUCAGAUACUUCUUUUAAACCGCAGUCCUCUAAUGUGUCCACAGGAAACAAUCCAAAAAUCAUUUAAUCAUAAAAUAAACCCUAAAUAGAAUCCCUGCUCUGGG
Molecule: messenger RNA, 1082 nt
Organism: Cyprinodon variegatus (sheepshead minnow)
Lineage: Eukaryota; Metazoa; Chordata; Actinopteri; Cyprinodontiformes; Cyprinodontidae
Gene: tefm
Product: transcription elongation factor, mitochondrial
Exons: 4
Coding region: 99-1067 (322 amino acids)
Biological process (GO): mitochondrial transcription; transcription elongation by mitochondrial RNA polymerase
Cellular component (GO): mitochondrial nucleoid
Molecular function (GO): DNA polymerase processivity factor activity
Source: RefSeq, a predicted model, not a curated record